UAUUACUAAAGUUCAAAUAGAGAAAGUUAUGAAACAUCCAUAAAGCUGAAAGCUCAAUCCCCCAUCCCAUCUCCAUAAAAACCCCCUGUAUAUCUUCAUCCUGUCUAUCGGAUUUCCUUGGCGACGGCUCUUCCUCUCUACCCCCUAGCUUUCUCCGCCUCGAUUUCUGGUUAUGUCCGCCGACGGACGCCCGGAGCCUGGCUCGCAGCCCUCGAUCGGCUUCCUCUGCCUCCGCCAGCGCUGCCUUAGGUAACCCAUACUUACUAACACAAGCAUCCACUUGACAGAUAUAUACAUACAGAAAAGAUAUAGAAACUGUUGUAUAUCUUCAAAAUGCCAUCGCCCAAGAAUUACCGGAAAGGAGGCCAUCAGGAGAAGAACAGGAAGGGGAGGUUACCGGAGAAGGCGUCUUCGUUUCACGGGAGAGGCGGUGGAGUGGCGGAGGAGAUGAUUCCGAGGCCGAGGACGGUACCGGACUUGCUGGCCGGGAGAAGAGCCGGUGGCAGCUCGGCGGAGGAUGUGGUGGUGCUGGGAAGCCAGCCUAAGCUGACGAAGUUGCUGCUGAACGUGACUAUUCAGAGGAGCCUUGGCGCCGUGAAGGUGCUGAUGCCGCUGGAGGCAACGGUGGAGGACUUGAUUGCGACGGCGCUACGGCAGUAUGCGAAGGAGGCAAGGCUGCCUGUUCUUCCUACCGGCGACGCCUCCGGCUUCGACCUCCAUUACUCCCAGUUUAGUCUAGAAAGUUUGGAUAGGGAGACGAAGCUAAUGGCACUGGGGUCAAGAAACUUCUUUCUAUGCCCAAAGAGGGCGGCGGAGGUGGUGGCAGCAACCGCGUCCACCUCAGGAUGUUCAAGAGAAGCUGAUAACGUCGCCAAGAAGUCCUUGCCAUGGCUCAAAUUCAUGGACUUUUUGCGUUAAAAUGACCUAGAACUACAGCCACAAUUUGUGGGGAUUGGUGUAGUUUCGGGGGUAAAAGAGUAAAGUUAAAAGGUGGAAAUAUUGGGAAAGUUGUAAAAUAGGGAAGAUUCAAAGUUUGGAAUAUAAUUCAGCAGCAGCAGAAUGUGGGCAUCACAGUUCCAAGAAAAGGAAAGGAUGGUUUGUCUUUGGUGGUGGUGGUCGUGUAUGUCCAAAACUUGUGCCCACUUGAUACAUUAAUUGUACCGUGGCGUGACUGCACAUAUGUCUCUAUUUAUUAUACUUUAUACAUAUAAUUGUACCGGUUUUAAACCUA
Molecule: messenger RNA, 1231 nt
Organism: Sesamum indicum (sesame)
Lineage: Eukaryota; Viridiplantae; Streptophyta; Magnoliopsida; Lamiales; Pedaliaceae
Source: RefSeq, a predicted model, not a curated record